Molecule: messenger RNA, 2120 nt
Organism: Pistacia vera
Lineage: Eukaryota; Viridiplantae; Streptophyta; Magnoliopsida; Sapindales; Anacardiaceae
Product: eukaryotic translation initiation factor 4B2
Exons: 3
Coding region: 206-1783 (525 amino acids)
Molecular function (GO): translation initiation factor activity; mRNA binding
Source: RefSeq, a predicted model, not a curated record
CUUAUUUCGCCAACAAAUUAAAUUUGAAAUAAUUUUUAAAAAAAAAUUCUAUUCAAAAACAAACUCUCCCACAACAACCACCGUAAAUCAUCUUCGCAUGUUCUUGGAGCUCCGGCUCCAUUGACGGAGCCCCAGCUCGGAAUUACCGUACUAUUUAUUAUAAUUUUUUCAAUCAGAUCUCCUCAUUUUCGUUUCAGAUCGUGAAAUGUCCAAAACCUGGGGUAAAAUCGGCGCUUGGGCCGCCGAGGCCGAGCAAGCCGAAGCCGAAGAACGUGAAGCAGCUGCAGCCAAGGACGCAGCCGAAGCCGCGUCGCCGAGCUUCCCUAGUUUGAAAGAAGCCGUAAGCGCGAAGCCCAAGAAGAAGAAAAUGACUCUCUCGGAAUUCAAUAUGGGCGGCUAUCCUGCCACAGGCGGUGGAGCCACUGAUCACGCCUAUAGCCGUUUGACCCCGGACGAGAUGCUCCGCCUACCAACGGGUCCCAAGGAACGUUCACCCGAAGAAAUGCAGCAUGGUAGACUCGGCGGAGGCUUCUCGUCGUACGGACGGUCCUCACGACCGAUGCGUGACCGCGACGAUAGCUGGGGAGGUGGCAAUAGACGAUCGUACGGUGGAUUUGAGGACGAGCAGCAGCAACGGAGAGGCCCGCCUUCUAGGGUUUCGGAUUUCGAACAACCUUCAAGGGCCGAUGAGGUUGAUAAUUGGGCAAUGGCGAAGAAAUCAUUCCAAUCCGUACCUUCCCAGGACCCCGGUCGUCCAAAUCGCUACGGCGGUUUAGGUUCAGGAGGUGGAGGGUUCUCUCGAGCUGAUGAGGUGGAUAAUUGGACGGCUGUAAAGAAACCCGUACAAACGAGAUCAUCUACAUUUGGUUCUGGGUUUCGUGAUUCAGGUCCUGAGCCUGAUCGCUGGACUCGAGGGGGCGGCUUCCGGGAUGAGCGGUCCAGAUUGAAUUUGGAUCCACCAAAAGCGGAUUUGGGGGUUAAUGAACCAGUGGUGGUGAAGACGAAUAAGCCAAAUCCGUUUGGAGAAGCUAGGCCAAGGGAGCAGGUUUUGGCAGAGAAGGGACUCGAUUGGAAGAAGAUGGAAAUGGAGAUUGAGUCCAAGAAAGCGACCAGUAGUAGGCCCACUAGCUCACACUCGAGCAGGCCUUCGAGCGCCCAGUCGAGCAGGUCGGAGAGUCAGGGACCCCAAGGAUUGGAGAGUGUUGGGAGGCCCAAUAGACCGAAGGUGAAUCCGUUUGGGGAUGCUAAGCCUAGAGAAGUUUUGUUGGAGGAGCGGGGUCAAGAUUGGCGUAAGAUUGAUCUUCAUCUGGAGCAUCGACGGAUUGAGAGGCCUGAAACCGAGGAGGAAAAGCUAUUGAAAGAAGAAAUUGACCACUUGAAGAAGGAACUCAAGAAAGAAUCUGCAAUGAAAUCAGACAGGGAAUCCAUGCAGGGGUCUGGUAGAGAGCAAUCUGGUUUGCAUAAUAUUAUACUUCAGAAAGAGCAGGAAUUGGAAAUGCUUAUCCGGGACUUGGAUGACAAAGUUCGGUUUGGGCAGAAAUCUCUUGAAAGACCUGGUUCGGGAGCAGGUAGGGCAGCUGGCUUUCCUGAGAGACCUCCUUCUCAAUCUGGAUCAUUUGAUGAAUCAAGAAGUGUGGAGUUCAUGGAUAGGCCUCGUUCACGAGGCAUGGGAGAUGUAUGGAUGAGGCCUGGAGAUGACAGGAGAGGAUUUCAGGGUGGCAGGGAAAGGGGGUUUCUGGGUAACAGGGACAUAGACAGGCAAAGGUCAAGAGAGAGAUGGUGAAGAAUUGUUGGGUGUAGAUUCAUUAUCACCUAUGCAUUUGACAAGCAGAAGAUAAUAAUAUUUUGUCUCUCACUUUUUCUUUUUUUUAUUUUGAAAAUUGUUCUCUUGUUUUUUGCUCUGAAAAAUGGAGCUAGGAUUAUUGAGAACUGUGACCGGGAACUCUUUGCGUUGAUCUUAAAACAGUAUGUAAAAUUGCAAAUUUUCCUCUUUUUCUUUUCGUCUGCUCUGGAGCCUGCAUUGUUCUUAGGGACUUAAAUUUUAUUGAACAGUAUGGGACUCUCUAGUUUAAUUGUUAUUAUUAUUAUUAUUAUAUAUAUUUUUUUCUUCUUGUGGCGGU